UUCAAACGUAAACAUUACACCUUUGUCCGAGGAGGAUAGCGAUGAGUAAUCUCAAUCUUUUAUUCGCAGUGUAAAAUUCAAUGGUUAUAAACUAGGGAUGUUACAAGAAAAUCAGAUUUAAAAAGGUUGUGUUUUUUUUUUAGUUUAACAUCAAAAAAUAAUCCCGUUCAAAGUAUAUUUCGCCACUCGUUUCCGUGUAAAUUGAAUUUGAAACAGAGGUAAUUUAACAUGCAAUGUGACGUGAUAACUACACUAAGAUUGCAAGAGUCAUUCUUAAAAAAGAACUUUUUGUUUGUUACUAAAGACACUUUAAGUGAUCUGAACUUUGUUCUCAGUGAUGUUAUAUCAUUUUACUCGAAAAAGAACUUUUCUAUAAUUCUAGUGAACGUCGCGCAAUCAAACAGUCAUUACAAUCAUUUACUUCUAAAAUCUGGUAUGAAUAUGCGUUCCUUGCGUGAUAAAGGUAAAAUUAAAGUUAUUGAUGUUUUUUCAGAAGCUGAAAAAAUAUUGUGUGAUUCUGAAAAUGAGAAAUGUAGUUUCUUCCAAAAUUUCAAUCACGGGAAUGGUGAUACAAAUUCUUUGAAAUGUUUAUAUAUUUCUAUUAAGGAAGCAUUUGAAGAGCUAUGCCACAAAGAAGAAUCAAAUUGCAUUGUAGUCAUCGAUGAAAUCAGCAUGUUGAUGAAUGUUGGAUUGAAUAUGAGAUCUCUUCAACCUUUUAUUCAAUGUUGCUAUUCCUUGUGUGUUAAAAAUGUGACUCCAAAGUGUACGUUUUUAAUCGGCUCUAUAUGUGAUGUUUUUGACGAAGAAAAUUCACUCUUGGUUAGUUAUUUACACCACCUAGCUGAUGUCCGAAUUCAAGUUGAGGGUUUGAAGACUGGGUACAGCCAACAAGUCGAUGGCAAAAUUACCUUGGAAGAGGAGGAUAAAGCGAGUGGCACAUCCAGUCAUAAGGAAUAUUUAUUUAAAGUGGCUGAUAAAGGUGCUCAACUGAUGACAUUAGGUUUGUAAGGCCUAAAGAAGUGUUUCACACAUCAUUUUCAGCUGUAAUUAUGCAAAGAAUAAAAGGUGCUU
Messenger RNA from Uloborus diversus, 1071 nucleotides. It is a transcript of the gene Elp6, whose product is annotated as elongator complex protein 6-like. Lineage: Eukaryota; Metazoa; Arthropoda; Arachnida; Araneae; Uloboridae. Gene Ontology annotation, biological process: tRNA wobble uridine modification. The transcript has 2 exons. Bases 229 to 1008 code for a protein of 259 amino acids. The record is from RefSeq and is a predicted model, not a curated record. Gene Ontology annotation, cellular component: elongator holoenzyme complex.